AUGCUGCAUAACGAUAAUAGUUUCAAGGCGAACAACAACAACAACAACAACAACGAAGCAGGAUCGUCUCGUGGUGGUGUUUACUGGCACGAGGGAAGCGUCUCGCGAGGUGAACGGGCGUCUCUGCUCGGUCAGACAGGCUGCACGGUGUGGCUCAGCGGGCUCUCCGGGGCGGGCAAGUCGACGAUCGCUUGCGCUUUGGAACAAGCGCUUCUGCAUCGUGGAUACUUCGCCUACCGUCUAGAUGGCGACAACGUGCGUCACGGGCUGAAUAAAGAUCUCGGUUUUAGUGCCGACGACCGGGCAGAGAACAUUCGCCGCACUGGCGAAGUCGCCCGUUUGUUUGCCGACGCGGGCUGUAUCUGCGUUACGGCCUUUAUUUCACCGUAUGCUGCCGAUCGACGUGGCGCUCGAGCGCUGCACGAGGCCAGUAGUCUCCCUUUUGUUGAGGUUUACGUGCGCUGUCCAUUGGCCGUUGCGGAGCAGCGCGACCCAAAGGGUCUCUACAAAAAGGCGCGUGCCGGUCUGAUUCACGGGUUCACUGGCAUUGACGACCCGUACGAGGAGCCCGAUAGACCAGAUGUUAUCCUGGAUACGGAUAAGCUCUCAGUUGGUGAGUGUGUUGAGCGCCUGCUAUGCACGCUGCGCGACCUGGGUGUCAUCGAGACGCCAACGACUCGGGUGUGCGCGACGUGCGUGAAUGCGCGCAAAGAGCGUCUCCAGCAUAUGAACUGA
This is a messenger RNA of Cyanidioschyzon merolae strain 10D, 735 nucleotides long. RefSeq names its product adenylylsulfate kinase. The transcript has a single exon. Gene Ontology annotation, biological process: sulfate assimilation. NCBI's taxonomy places the organism in Eukaryota, Rhodophyta, Bangiophyceae, Cyanidiales, Cyanidiaceae. Gene Ontology annotation, molecular function: adenylylsulfate kinase activity; ATP binding. Bases 1 to 735 code for a protein of 244 amino acids. The record is from RefSeq and is a predicted model, not a curated record.